Toxorhynchites rutilus septentrionalis is the source of this 5526-nucleotide messenger RNA. RefSeq lists its product as uncharacterized. The transcript has a single exon. Gene Ontology annotation, biological process: DNA integration. The record is from RefSeq and is a predicted model, not a curated record. Gene Ontology annotation, molecular function: nucleic acid binding. NCBI's taxonomy places the organism in Eukaryota, Metazoa, Arthropoda, Insecta, Diptera, Culicidae. Bases 1 to 5526 code for a protein of 1841 amino acids.
AUGGAUCACAGCUGCGGAAAGUGCAACAAUCCCGAUGACGAUUAUAUGGUUGCUUGCGAUUCCAGCGAGGUAUGGUAUCAUUUGGAUUGUGUGAGCGAAUCUCCGGGAGUGGCAGAACGGGACUUUGUGUGCUUUAAAUGCACUGACAAGAAGGAGAAAAGAGGAAAGGGGAAAGCUGAUGCUACCGUGCCCAUCAAAUCCAACAAAUCUCGUGUAUCAAAAGGUCCGAAGCCAUCCGAGCCCGAGGGAAAUUACGAUCAAUCCGAAGUUAUUCCGGAUCCGAAUCAAAAGGAGAAAGAAACAGAAUACUCGGAGGAAAACUACCAAAGAAACAAAUCUGAUUUAUCCAAUAGAAGUGAAUCUAAUGAGUUGCGAAGACAGGCGGAAUUCGAACGUUUGGAAGAAGAAAUGCUAGAAAGAGAAAAACAAUACGAACAUGAAAAGGCAUUAAAUGUGAAGCGGUUGGAAUUGGAGGAGAAAUUUCAACGGAAAAAGCUGGAUCAUGAACGGGAAUUGAGGCAGAGGAAGCUGGAUCAACAGCGAGAAAUGUAUCGUAUUCAGUUAAUGGAGGAAGCAGAUUUUGUGAAGCAGCAGGAUGAACUUCUGACACAGUUCCAAACACUCAGAAGUAAGUUACAGUCUAGCGUUGAGAAGACUGACAAUAUGAACACUGGUGCUGACGGUGUUCACGCAACAUGCAGUAGGAGAAAUCUACCUGUUCCUGAAAUACAAGAGACUCCAAGAUGUAUCCCGAAUUCGAAGUUGCCCGUACCCACUAAGCUGAAGGAAAUUUUUAAGCAUGAUGGUUCUGCAUCGAAUGGCAGUGAGGAAGAGCGAUUAGAAACAAGCGAGGAGGAAUCGGAUAUCGAACCUGAACAAACACCAUCGAACGAGUUGAAGGUAAAAUUCCAGAAGUCCAAAGGAUCAGCGCCAACUAAAGCCCAGAUCGCCGCCCGACAGGUAAUGACUAAGAAACUUCCUGUCUUCAGCGGUAGAGUGGAGGAGUGGCCAAUUUUCUUUAGCAGCUACACAAAUUCUACAGAGGCAUGCGGAUUUACGGACGUAGAAAAUUUAGUGCGGCUUCAAGAGAGCCUCAAAGGUCCAGCAUUGGAAUCGGUAAGAAGCAGGUUGCUGCUUCCGAAAGCAGUGCCUCAAGUGAUCGAUACUCUGCGUAUGCUUUACGGGCGUCCAGAACAGCUCAUUCAUACGUUGUUGAAUAAGGUUAGAAGAACGGAAUCACCUCGUACCGAUCGCCUAGAGACGUUUAUACCAUUUGGAUUGGCAGUACAGGAGUUGUGCGACCACUUGGAGGCAGCAGAGCUGUAUAAUCAUUUAAUGAAUCCUAUCUUGAUCCAAGAGCUGGUGGACAAGCUGCCAGCUGCAACGAAGCGCGAAUGGGUCCAUUUCAAACGUGCUUCUGUGAAUACAACACUACGAACGUUCGCAGAUUUCGCUUCAGGCAUUGUAUCGGAGGCGAGUGAGGUGAUUUUAGCCGUGGAUCUACAAGGUUCAUCUAAGCCUGACAAGUCAAAGAUGAAGGACAAGGGCUUCAUUCAUGCGCAUAGUGAUGCUACUGCACCACCGCCGUUUAGCCCAUGUCGUGUUUGUAAAACGGCUGGACAUCGCACGAGAAAUUGCGAAGAGUUUCGUCGAUUGAGUUUGGGAGAACGGGUGAAAAUGAUGGAGCGUUUGAAAUUAUGUGAACGAUGUCUGAAUGAACACACAGGAUGGUGUCGUUUUAAGAUCACGUGCAACGUCGGAAAUCGUCGUCUACAACAUCAUCCGCUGGUACAUCGUGAAGCUGUUUCUAAUCCACAAGUUGAUAUUUUCGAUCAAGGACAGUUGCAUACGCAUCUGGAUGGAAAAGUGCCAGUGAUUUUUAGAAUUGUGCCUAUAAAACUACAUAAUGGUUCGCGAACGAUCACUACUGUUGCUUAUCUUGACGAAGGAUCUUCCAUGACCCUGGUUGAAGAGAAUAUUCUACGUGAGUUGGGUAUACAUGGUAAUCCACAACCGUUGACGCUUCAAUGGACGGGGAAUAUAGUACGCCGAGAAUCAUCGUCGGAGUGCGUUUCAUUGCAAGUAGAAAGCGAAGCGGGUCACCGACUAGAUUUGAAGGAUGCUCAUACGGUUAAAAAGUUGUACCUGCCAAAACAGCGAAUUGAUUUUCAUGAAAUCUCCAGUCAGUAUCAGCAUUUGCGGGGUGUGUUGGCCACAAAUCACAUCGGUACGGAACCCAAAGUUUUGAUCGGCCUCAACAACGCACAUUUGCUCGCGCCUUUAGAAUCGAGAGUGGGAAAUGUCAACGAACCGAUUGCUGUCCGCUCACAAUUAGGUUGGACGAUUUACGGGCCAAGAGAAAAUCAACCAUCAACGGGGUUUGUUGGCUAUCACGGCGGUUAUACUAAUGAGGAAUUACACGAAAAGAUGCGUGUGUUUUUUAUGACGCAAGAACCAAAGACUAUUGUGAGUAAGCUUCCUGAAUCAGCUGCGGAUCGGAGAGCACGAGAAUUGCUAGAAACUACUACGGUUAAAGUGGGCGAUCGUUUCGAAACCGGUCUUCUUUGGAAUACGGAUGAUGUGAACUUACCGGACAGUUACAAUAUGGCAUACAAGCGUCUUCAGGGGUUGGAACGACGCGUCUUGAAAGAUCCGGAGCUUCAUGAAAAGGUGAAACAGAAAAUCGAAGACUAUUUAGCUAAGGGCUACGCGCAUAAAGCGACCUCGGAAGAAUUAGCAACAGCGGAUCCCAAAAAGAUCUGGCAUUUACCACUCAGCGUAGUUGUAAAUCCAAAGAAACCUGAGAAAAUUCGGUUGGUUCUUGACGCAGCGGCGCAGGUGGAUGGCGUUUCGCUAAAUUCGAUGCUUCUUGUGGGGCCAGAUUUACUAACCGCGCUUGAUGCAGUAGUUCAGAAAUUCCGUGAGCGACAGGUGGCAUUUGGAGGCGAUAUACGCGAAAUGUACCACCAAUUUCGAAUGAAGACGGCCGAUAAGAAUUUCCUACGUUUCUUGUUCCGUUCAAACCCCUCGGCUAAUCCAGAAACGUACUUGAUGGAUGUAGCCAUUUUUGGAUCAGCGUGUUCUCCGGCAUCCGCGCAGUACAUUAAAAAUCUGAACGCGUCACAGUAUGCCAAUCGAUUUCCAGAGGCAUCGAGCGCCAUCGUUCAUAAACAUUAUGUGGACGACUACCUGGAUUGUUCAAACACUACGAAGGAAGCUGUCGAGCGAGCACAACAAGUUCGGUACAUCCACCGUCAAGCUGGGCUAGAAAUUCGUAAUUGGGUUUCAAAUUCAAAAGCGUUUCUUGAAGCUAUGGGAGAAAUCACCUUGAAUGAGGAAGUAUCGCUGAACAGCGGCGAGAGCGAAUUAUGUGAACGAGUUCUAGGGAUUAUUUGGCGACCAAGCGACGAUGUGUUCACAUUUUCAACGACGAUGCGUAGCGACCUAAUGCCGUACAUGACAACCGAUAAGCGACCUACCAAACGGAUCGUCCUGAGCUGUAUUAUGAGUCUAUUCGAUCCUUUGGGGCUGUUGUCGCCGUAUACUAUUCACGGAAAAGGUUUGCUGCAAGAUACAUGGCGUUCCGGAUGUACAUGGGACGAACAAUUGAAUGACGAAUGCUACGAGAAAUGGUGCCGUUUGAGAGCAGCGUUUACCAUUAUUGAGAAGAUAAAAAUUCCCAGAUGUUAUCUACGAGAUACUCCACCCUCAGCCUACGAAACAUUGGAAGCCCACGUAUUUUUGGACGCCAGUCAGGACUAUUACGGCUGUGCAGUUUACUUCCGCAUCACUCAUCUUGGAAUGUCAAGAUGUUCUCUGGUGGCUGCGAAAACCAAGGUAGGUCCAUUGAAACCAUUGUCCAUUCCCCGAAUGGAGCUACUUGCUGCAACGCUCGGAGAUCAUUUACUUAAUGCUGUGCUCGUGAAUCAUGAUCUGAAGGCAUUGAGACGUUUUCUGUGGACGGACUCCUCCACAGUUCUUCACUGGUUGGCGGCAGAUCCAAGAAAAUACAAGCCGUUUGUUGCUUACCGUAUUGGCGAAAUUCUCCAGGAAUCAAGUCUGAAUGAAUGGCAUUAUGUACGUAGUAAAUUGAAUAUUGCCGACAUUCUUACAAAAUGGAAAAGCGAUGCGUUUUUGGAAUCCGACGGGCCAUGGUUCUGUGGCCCGGAGUUCCUUCAACAUCCAGAAGAAGAUUGGCCAAUACAUAAUCGUCCUCCACCGAAUCGCAACCUAGAGCUGAGGGCGUGUCAUAUGUUCCAUACAGCAACAAAAAACAUACAAUUCAUCGAUGUCGCUAGGAUAUCUAAAUGGAAUAUCUUGGUGCGUACCAUAUGCUGUGUUAUACGAUUCAUUUCUAAUUGCCGCCGUAGAGGGCAACGAAAGCCUAUAGAAACAUUAAAUAUUCCGGAAUUUUUUAAAUACGUUCAACGUCCAGUGUGUUCCAUCGACGUCCCGCUUAAGCAAGAGGAGUACGAACUAGCCGAACAGAUCCUAUGGAAACAGGCGCAACGAGACUGUUACAAAGACGAAGUUACUGUCAUAUCGAAGAACCAGGAGUUGUCGCGAGAAGAGUGGUUGCAGAUCGAGAAAUCAAGUCCUCUGUAUAAACAAAGUCCAUUCCUUGAUGAAUAUGGAGUUCUACGUAUGGAUGGGCGGUUAAGAUUAGCAGAUUUUGUACCCUAUGAUACUCGUUUUCCUACCUUACUUCCCAGAAAUCAUAUUAUAACCUACCGACUCAUCGAAUCAUAUCAUCAACGGUAUGGGCACGCCAACAAAGAAACUGUCUUCAACGAACUACGUCGACGAUUUUCUAUUCCCAAGUUAAGAAUAUGUGUGGCCCAAGUAAUGAAGAAUUGCCAGUGGUGCAAGGUACAUAAAACUAAACCGGAAUUUCCUCGAAUGGCUCCACUACCAGCUGAACGGCUCGUACCAUUCGUGAAGCCAUUUAGCUACGUAGGGAUUGACUACUUUGGGCCUAUAGACGUCACAGUUGGUCGAAGAACUGAGAAAAGGUGGAUUGUUCUGUUCACUUGCUUAAAUGUUCGAGUAGUUCAUCUGGAAGUCGCGUAUCGCUUGAACACCGAAUCCUGCAUAAUGGCCAUUCGUCGGUUUGUAGUACGGAGAGGACCACCUAUUGUCAUCUUCUCAGACAACGGUACAAACUUUAAGGCAGCCAACAGGGAGUUACAAGAACAGAUUCAACGCAUAGAUGCUUCAUGUGCAAAUGUUUUUACCAACGCAAGAACUCGGUGGAGUUUCAACCCUCCGUCUGCGCCUCACAUGGACGGCGUGUGGGAGCGCAUGGUCCGCUCAGUUAAGGAAAUGAUGUCAACACUAAAUAAUGAACAACGACUGAACGAUGAGAUAUUGCUCACAGUGAUUUCCGAAGCAGAGGAGAUAGUUAACGCCAGGCCACUUGUUUACGUGCCGCAAGAUUCAGAUACAGGAGAGGCUAUAACGCCUAAUCAUUUUUUACGUGGUAUAUCGUCGGAACUUGAGAAUCAAUUACACCAACUAACGAAAUAG